AUGACAAUGACACCAGCCGCUUCCAAGUUUGUAAUGGGUGCCAAAGCCGCCGCUCGUGGGACGCUGAAUCGCCAAGCAAUGAUGCAGUCUCGUAUGGGGACCAAGAGAUGGUUGACACUUCCUCCCGGUAGUGUUCGUGGAAUUCCUUCAAUGGAAGAAUAUCACCAAGACAGAUCUACUGAUGAUUCACAAGAAACGGAAUCAAGAGAACGCGCUCAGAUGCAAAUGAGUCCACAGCGCAACUACGGGACAGUCUCUGAAAUGCCACAGAACACUCAACACUUUGAUCCCAUUGCAGCAUCCUUCCGCGAAGAUUACGACAAUCUGAACGUGCACUCGACUGCAGCCAGUUGUACCACGAGUAGUUUGGGUCAACUCUAUGAGGAGAGUGCCGAUAUCUUUAGCACAACUCUGACUGGCGACGUCCUUCAUUUCUCAGAUCUUCCAACGUUUUCGGCAGAUCAAGAAGAAGAUUACUUCACAGCCUUGGAACGAAAGCUUGGGAUAUGUAAUCUUGAGAAUCAUGCCAUGGUCGAUGAUGGCAAAAACUAUUAG
Molecule: messenger RNA, 555 nt
Organism: Cylindrotheca closterium
Lineage: Eukaryota; Bacillariophyta; Bacillariophyceae; Bacillariales; Bacillariaceae
Source: the annotation of a GenBank genome assembly